Molecule: messenger RNA, 1464 nt
Organism: Kuraishia capsulata CBS 1993
Lineage: Eukaryota; Fungi; Ascomycota; Pichiomycetes; Pichiales; Pichiaceae
Exons: 1
Coding region: 1-1464 (487 amino acids)
Biological process (GO): maturation of SSU-rRNA
Cellular component (GO): cytosol; preribosome, small subunit precursor
Molecular function (GO): protein serine/threonine kinase activity; ATP binding
Source: RefSeq, a predicted model, not a curated record
AUGAGCUCGAGUUUGCGUGAUAUACUAGAGGAUAUGGAUCUGUCUUCGGAUUCAGACUCGGAUAUGGAGCAACGGCCCACGACACAAGCCAAGGCCAAGAAGGUGACGCAUGCCGCAUCCAGGGACAACGCUGAAAUCUUGGCCAAGUACUCGGAUAAGAUUAAGACAGACGAGUUUUUGUUCAAGAGCCACAGAAUCACGAGGGAUAAAGCCGAGCGUGCCACUGUUGAGAGUGUGCUUGACCCUCGAACCAUAGGGUUCAUUCUCAAGCUUUUCAAGAAUGGGACCAUUACCCAGAUCAACGGAUGUAUAAGUACGGGGAAAGAGGCAAAUGUGUACCAUGCCAUGAACGAGGAGACUGGAAAGGAGUAUGCCGUAAAGAUCUACAAGACAUCUAUUUUGGUCUUCAAGGACAGAGAGAGAUAUGUGGAUGGAGAGUUCCGUUUCCGCAACACCAAGAGUCAGCACAACCCCAGGAAGAUGGUAAAAGUUUGGGCUGAAAAAGAGUUCAGGAACUUGAAGAGACUUCAUUCGAAUGGCAUUCUUUCACCUGAGCCUGUUGACCUGAAGUCUCACGUUCUCGUGAUGGACUUUCUGGGCAGGGGAGAUGGUGGGCCAUCCCCCAAGCUGAAGGAUUACGUCUUCAAAGAUGUGGACCAAAUUGUCAAGUUCUACCAGGAUAUGCUCAUUGCAAUGAGAAGGAUGUACCAGCAGUGUAAGUUGGUUCAUGCCGAUCUCAGUGAGUACAAUUCCAUAGUCCAUAAUGAGCAACUCUACAUAUUCGAUGUUUCUCAGUCUGUGGAGCACGACCAUCCCAUGAGCUUGGACUUUUUGCGAAUGGACAUCAAGAACGUAAAUGACUUCUUUGAAAGAGUUAAGCAUAUCAAUGUUUUUCCAGAACGUCUCAUCUUCAAGUUCAUCAUCCAGGAAUGGAGCGCGUUGAAGCGAGAUGUAGAAGUUGCCGAAGAGGAUCCUGAGUUCCUAGCCCAUUAUUUGCAUGAACUUCCUCUCAAGGGCGAAAUUGAAGGAGAGGAGCAACAGGAUGACAUCUUCAGGAGCUUACACCUGAUUUCCUCGCUCAAUCACUUGGACGAAAGAGAUUUCGAGAAGUUCUCGAAGGGAAACAUGGACUCUUUGAAGGAUCUCGUUGGAGAUGGAAAGAAUGGGGAAGGCAUAAAUGGCGAUGGUGAUGAAGAUAGCCACGAUGACGAUGACGAAGAUGAUGAUGACGAUGAUGAAGAUGAGGAGGACGAGAAUGACUCCGGGAGCAGCGGAUCUGAAACAGAGGAGAAAGAGUGGACGGAUAGAGAGAAGGACUUAAGAGGCAAGAAGCAUGAAGAUAAAAAUGCCAAAAAACUGAGAAAGAAGGAGGCUAAGGACCAGGCCAAGGAGAAGAGAAAGACAAAGAUGAAGAAACAUGUUAAGAAAAAGCUGGUGAACAAAGCUCACAAGGGAAGCAAAUGA